This is a messenger RNA of Dracunculus medinensis (Guinea worm), 699 nucleotides long. The record is from the annotation of a GenBank genome assembly. Lineage: Eukaryota; Metazoa; Nematoda; Chromadorea; Rhabditida; Dracunculidae.
AAAACUGUAACAAAUGAAUUUUCUUUUUUUAAGCCAUCUGGUGUAUCUAUAAAACGAGAUGUGAGCACAAUUAUUAAACAAUCUUACGGAGAUUUUAAAGAAGAUUGUUUUCCGCGUCCAAGUGGUGGUUGCAGAUGCAAUAUUAAAGCUACCGAUGGUCAUGUAACUGUUCGACAAUUCGAUUCGGAAGAUGAAUGUAAAAUACCAAACAAUGUUGCUGUAUCACAAAAGCAAAAAGUCACAGAGGAAAUUAAAAAGAAAUAUGGUGAUUUUAAAGAAAAUUGCUUUCCUAAGCCUUCUGGUGGAUGCAGAUGCAAUGAAAAGCAUUCAAACGGUAGUGAAAUUGUCGCCACGUAUAAUGAAGAAGCGAAAUGUAAAUUACCUAUGCGAUUGAAACGAGGUACAGCUACCGCACAACAAAUGAAUAUUCGGCGUCGUCCUCUACCUUCAGACAAUUUACACGUUAAACCAACGGACGAUUCGAUACGUACAAGAGCAGAAGCUAAUUAUGCGAAAGUGCUCGAUGAAUUACAUAAAAAAUUCCAAGGAUUGAAAGAGGGAUGUUUUCCCAGACCUCGAGGAUGCCUUUGUAUAAUUGGAAAAGAUGGUAAUGGUCGUGAAAUUACCGAAAGACGAAUGAAUGAUGCGGAUUGCAAGUGUAAAGCUGGUGAAAGAGGUCCCGAAUGUCCACGAACAUAA